Pediculus humanus corporis (human body louse) is the source of this 4998-nucleotide messenger RNA. Its product is annotated as heat containing protein, putative. Gene Ontology annotation, cellular component: cell cortex; site of polarized growth. NCBI's taxonomy places the organism in Eukaryota, Metazoa, Arthropoda, Insecta, Psocodea, Pediculidae. The transcript is spliced from 24 exons. The coding region runs from base 1 to 4998 and encodes 1665 amino acids. Gene Ontology annotation, biological process: cell morphogenesis; neuron projection development. The record is from RefSeq and is a predicted model, not a curated record.
AUGUAUCUUUCGAAACAGUUGGCACAACUUCAUCCGGAACUCACGAUGCCAAUGUUUUCAGAAAUCACGUACAGGUUUCAAACGGCACGACCGGAACUUCGUCAGCUUCUUUUACAAUAUCUUCUUCCGUGGUUGUACAACAUGGAACUCGUCGAUCCGAAAGUCCCCCCGGCGAAUCCCCUCUCGUAUUUUCAGUACUAUGCGAACGAGGUGAACAGAGCGGGUACAAGACGUGAAGGUUGGGGUUCAGCUGAAGCUACCGAAAUGGUUCUUAACAAUCUUUUUUACUUAACGGCAAAGUUUUCUGACGAGCAUCCCAAAGAAAUCGAAGAAUUGUGGACGACGCUUUGUUCCUGUUGGCCGAAUAAUUUAAAAGUCAUCAUAAGGUACCUACUCAUUAUAUCCGGAAUGGCGCCGCAAGAAUUGUUGUCUUACACGAAACGAGUCGUUUUGUAUUUGGCUCGUUCCCGACCCGACAGGUUGCUCGAUGAAAUGAUGAACGAGUUGCAAAUGGUCGAAACGUUAAAUUGUUUAAUCGAAAGAACGGAAACUCCUCCGUUUUACAGAUUAACAAGUAUGAGAAAAGCAUCGAGUCAUUCGGACGGUCCUUCAGGUAUGGCCGGUCAAAACGAUACCGGAAAUAGAAACGAAUUAGGGGUGGAAAAAGGAACGAUACACACGAAAAGACACAGCGGAGAAGAUCCGGUGAAAACAGGAACGUCAAAGUCUGAUUCUGCUCUCCGAUCGCUGUCUAGUUAUUCGAAUCACAGAUCUGAAAAAGGUAGGACGACGUCUGGUCCGUCAAUAGUUGCUGAUGAUGCAUCCAAUCAAGUCGUGUCUGAACCUCAAGUUGUUAUCGAAGAUGGAUGCACUGUUCUCAGGAACGGACAAGGCGAUAGGUUCGACGUACCUCAGCCUCAUCCUUUACCUAUGCCCGAAUAUGGCGGAUAUUUUGCACCGCUGACCGAAUAUCUUCCCGAUUGUUCUCAACCCAUCAGCGGUUUUCAUAGGUGUAACGUGGCCGUAAUGCUUUUGACUGAUGUCGUGGUGGACGGCGUUGAAGUCGAUUGGUCCAUACAUGUUCCUUUAAUGCUUCACAUAUUAUUCCUCGGUUUGGAUCACACGAGACCCCUCGUUCACGAACAUUGUAAAACGCUCCUCCUAAAUCUUCUCGUCGUUCUAGCGGAUCAUUCCGAUCAUUUAACGGUCGCACAAAUUCUUCUCAAUUCGAAAACGAAAUUAUUAGGUUUAGGACUCCAUAUCCCUUCUCUCCCGGUAAUUAAUCACAAUUUUACCGAACCCGAUUCGAAUUUCGAUAGUUACCUUCAAGGACCGGCUCUGCCUGUACUCGUGCAGCAGCCAGGAGUAGGAGUAGGAGGAGGAGGACCACCCGUCGUCGAAAGCGGAAAUUCAACCGUUCCCGCCAUUGUCACAUCUGACGUCAUUUUAGAAUCUUUAAGUGUCAAGCCGGGGCCUGACAUGCCGAUUCAGGACGUUGUCAAAUCGCUAAUUAAUUUCUUAUCAUACAGGCAUAAUCAGCCUCUUUGGAGUUACGAAGACAUCACGGCAAAAGUUUGGUCUAUCAAAUCGGCCGAACAGCUCGACACUUUUCUCCAGCACGUCCACCGCGUUUUCAGAGAUUCACUACCUCUUGCGGUUAUAAACGAACGGUGGGCGCAAACGGCUCUUCAAUUAGGACUCUCUUGUAGCUCUAGACAUUACGCGGGACGCUCUCUUCAAAUAUUUAGAUCGUUGAGGAUUGCCAUCACUUCUAGGAUGCUUUCGGACAUACUCUCGAGAUUGGUUGAAACCGUUGCGGAACAAGGAGAAGACAUGCAGGGUUACGUGACCGAACUCUUACUGACCCUGGAAGCCGCCGUAGAUUCUCUGGAAUCGGAUUUCAGGCCUUUGGAUUUUAUGAAAGAAAUAUUUAAAUCAACUCCUAAUUUGAACAAUAAGGAUUCGAUGGGAGGAAAACGAAGUCUUUGCGGUAACAUGGGAUUGGGUCCUUUGAAUCCGAACGCGGGUAGAGAAGGACACACUAGGAGUACCAGUUACAGCGUGUCUUACUGCAUGAGAAACAAACCGGGUUCUCCAGCGUCGGAAAAUAAAGACAUACGUGCGAGAGCUCACACGGAAAUAGAACCCAGAACGGGUUGCAAUUUAAAAUAUCCUACGAAUCUUUCGAGGUCAAGGUCAGCACAGUCUUUAAAACUUUUGGGCGAUUCAUCAUCUCAAGAUGACAAAAUGACAAUACUCGCUCAGUUGUUUUGGAUAGCGGUUUCCCUUCUUGAAUCGGAUUACGAGCACGAGUUCCUUCUCGCGUUGAGACUUCUCUCGAGAGUUUUGCACAGGUUGCCAUUGGAUAGACCCGAUGCGAGAGACAAAGUAGAAAAAUUACAAGCACAAAUACGAUGGACGUCUUUUCCAGGAGUUCACGCACUUUUGUUAAAAGGAUGCACCAAUCCGAACACAUACGAAGCCGUCGUACCUUUAUUAUCCAUGUUCACACCUCUUUUAGAUUUACCGAUGGUGGAUCCAACUCAAAGUUUAGCCUUUCCGAUGAACGUCAUAGCUCUCUUGCCGUACAUGCUUUUGAAUUUCGAAGAUGCCAACGAAUUGUGCAUAAGGAGUGCGGAAAACAUCGCUCAGGCGAGUUCCGAUAAGGGUAAAAAAUUGGAAAAUUUAGGGACCGUCAUGAAUCUUUAUUCGAGGCGAACCUUCAGCAAAGAAAGUUUUCAAUGGACGAAAUGCGUAGUGAAAUAUUUAUACGAUACCUACGCUCAUUUGAGUCUGAACAUUCUUGCAUUUCUAGUCGAGGUUUUGGAAAAAGGUCCUUCCGUGAUGCAACAACCCGUUCUCAGUAUAAUACACUGCAUGCUUCACUACAUCGAUUUGGCGUCAUCGGCAGCUCAACCGAUAAACGCUGAUCUAUUGAGAGUGAUAGCCAAAUACGUCGGAGGGUCACAUUGGAAAGAAGCUCUUAAAAUACUCAAAUUGGUCGUUGCGAGAUCAUCGACUUUGGUCGCACCCACAGCGAUUCAUUCACACAUGGAAUCAUCUUCGUCUCCUCAUCCGUCUUUUUCGGAAAAUGAAAUUUUCACGAAAAAAGAACUUCCCGGACCUACAAUGGAAUUCACGUUUGAUCUCUCUCAAACUCCCGUCAUCGGAAGGAGGUUCAUACCGAGAAAAGAAGAAAAAUCUAACGUUUCUCCUAGGAGAUCCGUGUCGCUGUCACCGGCGGACGGUGGUAACGUAACCGGUUGGAAAAGGCCUUGGAUGUGCCAGGGUCGGGUGAGAGAAUGUUUGGUCAACGUUUUAACGACUUGCGGUCAAAGAGUUGGUCUACCCAAAAGUCCAUCGGUUAUUUUCAGUCAAAGUUCUGAUCUCAUGGAAAGACAAUCAAGCAUGGCAUCAUCGACGGAAGAAGUUUCCGGACCGAACGAUUUAUCGGGAGGAUCGAGAAGAGAUGACGCGACUCAAGAUCAAUUUGGAGUCUUUAAAGAUUUCGAUUUUUUGGAAUACGAAAGCGAAAGCGUCGAGGGCGAAAGCACGGAUAAUUUCAAUUGGGGUGUACGUCGAAGGCCACUCCUGGAGGGAAAAACGGACAGCGAAGUGAUUUCGUCAGCGCACGAAGAAAGCAUAAGCGAAGACACUCCAGUUUUGGAGAAGAAAAAAAGAGGAAUCGUCGAAGAAUCAUCGGAUGACGAAGUCGGUUCCGAGUCACCACUCGAUGAAGUUCCGGUCGCGUCCGAUUUUGUCAUAACAUCCGUCACGUCGAACAUAAUUUAUCCCCCGUCUUCGUUGGCUUUAAGAGAUAGAAGAAGUUCGGAAACGAGAUCUGACACAUCGGGUUCGAGCGUUGGUGACUUGGGUGACGACACGCCGUGCAACGCAUCUCCAAGCCUUACCGGACAUUUGUCCUUCAGACCCGUAGUUCGUGAUUGUGCCGAAGAAGCGUGGAAGCAACAAAUUCUCAGUUUGUUUAAUCACAUUCCGACAACAUCGACUCUCGAAUUAUUCCAGCUCCUGAACAAGUUGAUCAAGGACGUUGUCGGGAAAACGAUCGAAAUGACACGGGAAUCUUGUGCGAAUUUGACCGGACGAGACGUUCAAUUGCUGACGUCGAGAUUAACGACGGUUUGCGAACUUCUCAGCAACCGAGCGGAUCCGCCUCACGUUUGGUUCACCGUGGACGCUCUCCAAGAGCCCAAAUUCACCGACGCACUCCGAUUCGGUAUGUUGGAAAUUCAACAGCAUUUGGAAACGUUUCUCGACAAGAAAGAGCAGGCGGCGGAAUUCGUCGGCGGUAUAAAAACGUCGGCAAAACUUCACCUUCUCGCGGACGAGGAGGGAGGAGAAACGAAUUGUUCGGACAUCAUAUUGGAUUUGGGAAGGGCUUUGUACAAAUUACACUUUCAGUUGCUCCUUCUCUUGGAAUCCGCUCAUAAGAUGGUGACAUCAUUGCACACGAUAGCUCGAAUGCAUCAGCUUUCCGACAUAUCGGACGAAGUGUCGGUCGUAAAGGAAGCGCUGGGUAAAGCCGCAGAAGAAGUAUCUUAUUCGGAUAGGGGAACACCCACGCCGACAGCAUCUCCGUCUACAUCUCCGGGUUCUAUAAUAACCCUAGACUCGAAAUUGGACGACGAAGUUGCAUUGAUGGAUCUCGUUUCGGAAGGAGAAUGGGCAGCAGCAUUGAAACACGCCAGACUGAACAGGUUAGAUUAUUUUAAAUUUAAAAAAAAAAAAAAAAAACGUAGCGAACCGAUUUCUACGGGUUUCGACGACAGCGAUGACAUUACCGAAAUUUUAAACGUUUACUGUAAAGUUUUAUCGAGAGGAAAAUCAGGAGUUUUCGUUGUCACGUCAUCGGAAACGGAAUUAAACGAAUUGACGUGUAAACUUCGUGAAAAUUUAUUUCAAGUUUUAGGAGCGGUAACGCAUUUAGAAAAUCAAAUGAAAGAAACGAAAGAAAUUCAAAGGAACACAGAUUAUUGA